Messenger RNA from Mytilus trossulus (common blue mussel), 5634 nucleotides. Its product is annotated as period circadian protein homolog 2-like. The record is from RefSeq and is a predicted model, not a curated record. Bases 306 to 3956 code for a protein of 1216 amino acids. Lineage: Eukaryota; Metazoa; Mollusca; Bivalvia; Mytilida; Mytilidae. Gene Ontology annotation, cellular component: nucleus; cytoplasm. Gene Ontology annotation, molecular function: transcription corepressor binding; transcription cis-regulatory region binding. Gene Ontology annotation, biological process: entrainment of circadian clock by photoperiod; circadian regulation of gene expression; negative regulation of transcription by RNA polymerase II. The transcript is spliced from 23 exons.
AACAAAAACAAUUCACGUUGGUAAACACGUUUCACAUGGCAUUGUGUACUGUGUCCGUAGCUAAAACGUUGUGUUCGAAGUUGUCAAUAAAUUGGAAUAAUAUAGAAGAACAACGAGAUAGUUAAUUGAAAGAAAAAGUUUAUUGUUUAAUGUGGUUACGAUCAGACACUGAACAUUAAUAUUUCGUGGUAUUUGUGGAAAGAAUUUAUAAUUUAAAAUUUAUAAUAUUGUACUCAAAUGUCAUCCCAAACAGGAAAAACAAAAUGUUUACUAAAGUGUACGACAUUAGAACAUAAUUUAGCAACAUGGACAAUCAAAAAUUUAUUGAUUCAACUUAUGGCUCAUUCAGUGGAUUUAUAAGCAGUAACAGUAGUUCUUACAGUAUGUCUCUUAGUGAUAGUGAGUUUCCCGAGGAGCCACCCUCAACCAGUGGAUGUAGUAGUGAUUUUGCCCAUAGUACCAUUCAGAAGGAUAAGAGGAAAGAAAGACUGAAGCAGUAUCUGAGACAAUUAAAACAGAUAGUUAACCCUGCAGCAGAAAGAGGUGCCCAUGUGUCAACAUUAGGGGCAUUACGACAUGUCAUUAACUCAAUACAGAAGAAUAAAGAAGAUGAGAAGAAUGUAUCAUCAGAGAGGUGUAUCAGUAUCUGUAGUACAUCAGAAAGCGAAGUGGAAAUGAACAUCCUGUCACUCAAAGCUGUGGAUGACUUACAGAUUCUAGUUAGUACAAAAGGACUGAAGAUAGUACAGGUCUCACCAAGUCUGAAGAAGAUUCUAGGUUACCCUGUGGACAGUUGGAUUGGCCGAGAGUUGACCAGUUUCUUACACAGGAAAGAUGUGGUCACUGUCAACAGCAGUUAUGUCCUAGACGAACAGGACAAAUUUGAUACAAAUUUAAAUUUUUCAAUUAAAUUUGAUGAAGAUGGCAAUGCCACCUCAGAACCACCUAAGAAGGUUUUAUACUGUAGAUUAAGGCACUAUAAAUCACUGAAAAGUGGUUUCAACCUUGAGAAGAAAGAUCAGUAUACAUCAUUUCAGGCAUCAGUUUCUAUGAAGAAAUUUAAUUCAGACAAAUUCAAACCAAAACAGUUCUUAUUAUUAGAGUGUCAACCUUUGAAUUCUGCAUAUAACGGAAAUUGGUCAGAAAUGACUACAGAGAAGAAAACCUUUGGCACAAGACAUAGUCUCUUCUGUUCUUACACAUAUAUACACCCAAAUGCCAUACCAUUAUUAGGAUAUUUACCACAAGAUAUGGUUGGAAUGUCUAUCUUUGACUUCUAUCAUCCUGAAGAAUUUGAACAGCUUUAUAAUAUCUAUAGACAAGUGGUAACUUCAAAGGGCACAACCAUCAGUAGUCCAAAGAUUAGAUUCAGGACCCACAAUGGGGACUGGAUUUAUGUAAAGACAGAAUGGUCCAGUUUUAUUAACCCCUGGUCCAAAAGAUUGGAGUUUAUCAUCGGUCAGCAUACAGUCAUCAAGGGACCACAAAACAUAGAUGUUUUUUCACAACCACCCCGUCAGGAAUGUAUUGCAGAGGAACCGGAGCAAUAUCACAAAAAUCUCAGAUUAAUCAGAAAAUUGUUACUACAACCUGUAGUAGAUGAAGCUAGAACUGUGGCACUAAACAUCGUAGAAGAACCGACUGAAGACGUUUCUGCUAGUCCAACUCCUGAUGGUGACACAGAGGAGACUUCAAUCAGAACACAAGAAGCUAAGAAGAAAUUACAGUCUGCCACACGAAAUGAACAGUGUAAUGAGAUAUUGGAUGACAAUUUGUCAGGAACCUACGAACAACUUAGCUACACAAACAAUAUCAAAAGAUUUUUGAUGAGCCAACCAAAAACCUAUUCAUCAUCAUCCGAUAAAAGAAGCGGGAAUGACAGUUACACAGACGACAGUAAUGCCAUUGAUUCUGAUGAAGUACCUGAUUUUGGAGUUGACAUUCCAUAUCCAAAACCACCCAGUUUUUGUAGCAGCACUAAGGUACUUGUAUCUGAGAAAGAAGACAUGGUCCCUAGUCCAUCUUGUCAAACAGAAGAGAUUGGAGAAGAGACCAGUAGAGAAGCACAGAUUAUACUUUUACCUAUUCAAGAACCUAAUGUUCUGAUGUCAUUGACACAAGAAACACUUCAAGAACAUACCAAACAACAGGAAAAGAUGUAUUUAGAACAGGCAAAACACGAUAGCAAUCUGGUCUUACUCAACAUGACCAGUAAAUAUAGUGUACAACAGGAAUCUUCUCAGGGGCUAAAACGGGGACAUUCCACCGAUCUCGAUGAAACACGUAGAUUUAAAUCAUUCAAAGCAGAGGAUGUCAGUAUGUUGUGUCCACCUUUUCCCAUGACCACAACAGGACCUAUGUUGAAACCACCAGGUGGACCGCCCAAAAUAGCCUUUUCUAAUAUGUAUGGAAUUGGUUUGACCCCACAGGGUACAGGGGCAAUGUAUCAAGGUGGACCAAUGCCUGUUGUUCAGUUGUCACAACAACCACCAAUCACCAAUGGCAACCCAGGAAACAUACAGUGGCCCUACUAUCCACAAUCAGGUUUAUCAUUUUACCCACAAGUGAUGGGAGGAUUUUACCAGCCGAUGACUGUUCUAUCAUACCCCAUGCCUUUAUGGACAGGUGGAGAUACCAGAGGGGUGGCCACAACCAAGCAUAAGGCGAUAUUCACCCAGGCUGGUGACAAGGGUAGCACUGCAAUGUCAAUCUCAGACUCCUCAUCGGGAGAGAACACAAGUUCUUCAUUGAUGUACCUACUGGAGCUUAGUAAUAACCAAGAGAUUGCAAAAGCCAAAGAAUCUAAAGCUUCAGCUACAGCUACUCAGAGAAAGAGGCACUCAGACCCUCCUUGGUUGUUUGGAGUUCUCUGGGUAGAGGGGAUACAAAUGAGAUACACAGUACCUAGACGGAAAUUCAACAGAAUUAUGAAAGAGGACCGGGAUGCAUUAAAGCUAUUGAAGCAAUCUGAUGUGUUACUGAAACAAAUGGACGAAUUAAAACAAAAUAUAGAAAAAAGUCAGGAGCCAACUGAAGAUGAAGAAGCAGACUACCUGUUUAUGAUUGACCCUGAUCUGUUUAAAGACGAUAUUUCAAGUGAUUCACGAGAAAUUGUAGCCAGUCAGAAACUAAGGUGCUCAAUGAAUUCAUUUUCUGUUUCAAAAACCACUGACGAAACAAUUACUAAGUCAAGUGAGGAUAAAAGUUUCUCAGAAACUUGCAAUUCUCUCGCUGGUGAUGAAAUGGAUGAACAGGAAAAGAAGAGCGAGUCGGAAUGUGAUUCACUGCAGAAGUCUGGUUAUAAUGACAGUUCUAUUGACAUGGAGUCACAAAGCUCAAAGUCCAGUGAUCUCACGCCUAGUGAUUCUAGGAGUACUGACGAUAAAGGAAGUUCAAUGAAAGAGUCCGAUACACAAUCGUCAAAGUUAUCGGAGGGGAACAAGGACUCAGAAUCGGAGAAUGACGUAAACCAGACUCAAAAUCUGGCUCGUCAAUUUGAUCAGUUCUUUGUUAAGAAUCCAACCCAAUUUAAACAUUCCAAAAAAGGCUUCUGGAUUAAAGAAGCUAAUAUGAAUGAAAGAAUAGCAAUGGAGUAUACUUUAAAAAACAAUACAAGGAAAGAUGUUCUUUUAGAUGAUUUGAACAGGUUGAAUGAAAUGAACCAAUCAACCGUGGUUCAAAACCAAUUGUCUUAUCUGUUAGAAGACUUAAAAACUGAAGAACAGAAAAUUUCUUGUCGUUUUUGUGAAUCUCUGGGAGAAAUGUCUUCAAAUACUAAAUGCUCAAAUUGUAUUAGGGAACAAAAUAUGAAAAAAACGAACGAGAACUUUUUUGAGAGUUUGUUCAUGCAGCCAUUGUUCCCACAGGACAUGUCAGAAGCUUACUCGUCAGAGCAUCCAAUCAGAGAUUCACCAGACAUGGAGGACUUAUGUGAUAUUAUGGAUGCAGUGGACUAAACAUUUUGAAGCGGUCCAUUGUUUCUUGUCAGUUUCAUAGACGACUUUCACCAUCAUGCAUUUUUGAACAUUUCCAAUGUCCCAAUGCUAAUGAUAUUAUUGAAAGAAAUCAUUUCACCAAUUUACAACAUGAUUUACCUAGGUAAUCUUAUUCAUAAAAAGAACUUGGAAGUUGUUUUAUUGUAAAUGGUUAUAUGGUGUUCGUAAACAUCAUGAGGUCACUUCUCGUAAAGAAAGAAGUCCCAAAAAGGAAUGGGGUUGCAUCAAUGCUUUCCAAAUGCGAGCAGAAUUACUUAAAACCAGGCAUGCAUCUAAGCAAGAAAUAAGAGUGUAUUGCUUAGAUAAAGAAAAUGACAAAACCACUUUCUUGUUGUUAACAGUUUUAUGUUGAACCAUUUAUAUGAACAGUAACAAUUUAAAUUGCCAGUCAAUUUUGUUCAAAUUGUAUAGGUCUUGAGACUUUUACGUUCGAUUGGUCAAUUAAAGAAAAAGUUUGCCUUGUAAGAACUAAAAUAAAACAAUACACUCUUAAUUAUUUCAACCAGAGAUAUGAUUAAAGUUUGUAAAAAUUCAGUUCAAUAAAGAUUCCAAACCUACCCCCAUUUAAUUGAAAACUGGGAUAUUGUCUUAUCAUGUAAAAGUAUUGACAACAUCAAUCUGACAGGACUGACUUUCUGGCAAUCAAGUUGUAAAGAUUGAAUAUAUAUACAUUGUGUAAUUAUUGUGUAUUACUGUUGUUUUAUGAGAAGAGAGUAAGUGUGUAGAUGUGUAUACAUGUGAAUAUGUUUGAAUAAUUGUGUAUAAAUGUGAGUUAAUGUUUUCCUACAGUUAAAUUGCGUUUAUAUCAUGAGCAUGAUGAAUGUGAGUAAAAAUGUGGCAAUGAAAAUUAAAUAGAAAUCAUGGAUAUUUGUAAAGUUUGUUACCAUUGAAUAACAAUCAAACAGAAGUUAUUAAACAUGAUCUUGAUGCAUUCUAAAUGUUCUGUUACACAUUUUAUUGUUUUAACUAGCAAUUUACUAUCAGGUUUUCAAAAGUUGUCAAUUAAAUAUCCUCUUUGAUAUGAAUUUAUUUGAGCUACUGUCAUGACUGUACUUCAUUUUUCACAUAUAAUGCCUAACAAAAAGUUGAUGCAUACAGUACAAAAAUAACAAAGAAUUAGAGGCUCUAUGAAGUAGAGAUAACUUUUGACAAUCUAACAUUUAGACCAAAAUGUGUAAGGCUUUCAUUGAUAAAUUUAUUUUUAAAUAUACAUCAUAAAUCAUUUACCCAAUAUAUGUUCAUUUUAUAACAGUAUUGAAUAUGUUUAAGGAUAUAUCAAUGGAGUUGUGCAAUAUGUCUCAAGUGCUCUGGACUUUUGUUUAAAACAAAAAUCUAGAAACUAAUCAUGAAGGUUAAACAUGAGAAGUUAAAAAAAAAUGAUGAAAAUAUUGACAGUAUUCAUGGUAUUAUUACAUUUCAUUUGUGUAAAUAAACAGAUUGUGCUGGUUCAGAGUUAUAUCUAAAAUGCAGGAAGCUAAUCUGGGACAUGAGACAAAAAUCUUUUUUUACAAUAUUGUACAAUGUGAUAAGAUACAUUUAUUCAUGAAGUUUAUUAUUUGUAAGUAAAAUAAAAUAUAUUUAUAUGUUGUUACAUGUAUUGAAAUGUUUCAAAUACUGAAAAUAAAUUAUUUUCAUGGUA